Molecule: messenger RNA, 2355 nt
Organism: Aspergillus versicolor CBS 583.65
Lineage: Eukaryota; Fungi; Ascomycota; Eurotiomycetes; Eurotiales; Aspergillaceae
Exons: 2
Coding region: 297-2012 (571 amino acids)
Source: RefSeq, a predicted model, not a curated record
UCAACGAGCCGGAGCUCCCUUUCCAUGCGCGCAUCCCGAACAACGCCAGCUUUCCGCCGCGUAACCUGUCCUCUGUUUGUCCAGCACCCACUGCCGACGGAAUAUUGCACCUCGAUACUGUACCCGAUGUCUUGAGAUGGUUACAGGUGGCGGCGGCGGCGGUUUUCAGCAGUCCGCUUCACGGUUCAACAUACGCGCAACGCACGCAUUCUGUCCGUGAUUGAUAGGCAAAUCUCGAUCAAACACCAUCGUGUAAUUGCAUAUAACGCGACCAGCGGCCCUGGGCUGUCGUAACAAUGGCGCAAACACAACCCCAACAGUUCUCCCAAUCCUUUUCACCUCCGGGUUCCUCUCCCUCACCCGCUCCGUCGCCGGUCAAUGGAAGUGUUCCACCACCAAACAAGCGACAACGCCUUUCACCUCACCCUCAAUCCUCUCAGUCACCUUAUGCCUCGCCCAGCUUCGGAACCUUACAACUACCGCAAAACCAACAAACUGGCGUGAACGGGACAAAUACAAAUGGGAUACCACAGUCGCCGGCACCCCCACCUCCUGGCAUCAUGGGCCCUCCCUCCCGGCCUGUUGACAAGCCAACAGAUGCAGCUGAUCUGACGGAUGUAUUGGCCUCUUCUGGAAUUGAUGUAAGGGAAGAGGAGGCAUUUCUCACCAGCAGUUACUCUGCUCCUGGUUUGCAAGCGCAGCAACCACCCCGACCUCAACAACCUCUCCCACCACAGCAACAACAGCAACAACAACCUCCUCCUCUCCCUUUGAAUACAUCCUUCACCUCACAAGCGUCGGCAACCGGAACAGCGUCCAAUACCCCAAGCUUCAGUGAGGCGUCACAAUACAAACCUUCAGGGACACAAGAAUCCUUCUAUACAGAGCCAUCAACCCAGCCUCCCGCCCCUUUUACCGACCCGAAUGAACCGAGUCGGGAAGAUACUGAGGCAGCUAGGCGUGCGCAGUAUCACUUACAAGAGCCGUUCCUGUUGACCAAGAUUCUUGAACAGAGGCUCCAAAAACGGGGUUUCGAGCUUGGCGUUCGCAUACCAUCGGAAGGCUUGUUCCACCCAGUACCAGGCCGUCCACAGCCAAUUGAAGUAACCGGACCAGAUGGGUCGUCCGUCGUGCGUACUGGUCAGACAAUUCUGAACCAGGAAGGCGCACCUCUCGUGGAUAUACUCAAUUUGAUGUCCAUAUCGUGUGAGGAGCGACUACGGACUGUGGUCGAUUAUUCCUCAACACUCGCGAAAAGUAGACGAGCGCAUUCUCAUGGGACGGUCCCGAUUGAAUAUGGAGACCUAGCCUCGGCAAGUGAUAACGUUAAUGGAGGAAAGGAUGACCCUCAAACGCCUUCUCUUAAAAGACCUCAUUCGAACACACAAUCGGGAGCAAAAUCACUGUCGGAUAAAUGUCGUCUCUUGGUGGAUAAGGAUGCUUCUUACGAGGAGGCCAGGGCAGCGAAACGUACAAAACGCAGCGCAAGUGCGAUCCUUGGAGAUGGCGGUACACCAAGGGCCGAUGCAGUUGAUGUGCCUGGCUCUGGUGCAUCGACACCUAUUGGUGAUCGGGCUCCCAGUUUGGAUAAGAAAGGAAUGUCAAAGAAAGAAGCCAGAAAGUUAAUGGAUGCAAAAGCGAACGAAGUCCAGCAACACCAGCAAUCCGUUGAAACAGCGCGCAUGGCCACUCAGACUAUGAUGUCGGGGGGUAUGUUUGGAAAAAAGAAAACAUAUUCCUGGCUCCAACGUGGCCCGCCUGCUGGGAGUGGCUUUUCUACGCCAACGCGUGCCAACCCUCCCACCCCAACCGCAAAUACAGAAAAGGCAACCCGCGCGGGAGAACCUGCGGCUGUUCCCACUAAACGGUUGGGAAGCUGGCGGGAGGACAAGGAGAAGGGGGCUGGAAUACAGGUUCGAGAUAUCCUUUACAUGCUGGAGCUCGAUGGAAGAGCGUCUAGACACAUCCAGAAAGUAUACUCGAAAGACUUGAAGGAAGACAAAACAGACUGAACCUGUUUAAUCCGUGACUUGAAUAAUUACAAUCUUUCCAUUGGCUUUGCUGCAAUAUUUUAUUUUCAAGUUCCGCAUGAGCACUGCGCAGGACCGUGGUUUUUUGGCGUUGCGGUACAUUCUUCGGUGGUUCCAAUCUAUGUGUCUCUAAUUUCUCUUCACGCUUGUUCUGGGCGGUUCCUGGGAAACGGCCUUACAUGCUGUUUUCCGGCCAUGUUCACCGUUUUAUCAUGGUUUAAUUAACUCGCAGGGGGUUCAGCAAGGAUCUCUCAUCUUUCAAAUGUACUGUCGGCCUUGCUGGUACUGUUGCAUAAACGUAAGGAAAUAAAAAAAUUCUCAUGGA